Messenger RNA from Oppiella nova, 524 nucleotides. The record is from the annotation of a GenBank genome assembly. Lineage: Eukaryota; Metazoa; Arthropoda; Arachnida; Sarcoptiformes; Oppiidae.
AUUUGUUUGAAACAAAAACAAAUCAUAAGAUUUGAAAAUAUCUGUAAAUUGAGUUCAAUUUGAAUUAUUGCCACAAUUGUUGGCACAAACUGUUGACAAUUGGUCUCAUAGUGAAGAGUGAAGACACGGCCGAAUCGGAGGAAUGGGAGAUAUGGAUCGGAACCGUCGGAUGGUUGCCAUCGCUAAACAGAAUCUGAUCGAAUCUGGAGAACGGGAACAACUGAUACAACUGUUGCGGACACGGCUUCUGGAGUGCGGAUGGAGGGAUCAGGUGGUGAUGCAGUGCAAGGAUGUGGUUCGAGAUGUCGGCGUAGAGAACAUCACAUUAGAUAAACUCAUAGCAGAAGUGACACCAAAAGCCCGACAAUCGGUUCCCGAUUCAGUGAAACGGGAAUUGCUUCAGAAGAUCAAGACUUCCGUCUCAAACCAGAGCUCAUUCUCGACAUCGCCUUUCAAUCACAACUAAUUUAACGCAUGAAUUACACCACAAAAUGGACUCAAUUUUGAUUAGUUUUUGUAAAUAU